CUCUUAUUAAGGGGGAUGCACAGUGAGAAAACAUAGAUUUAGGUCAAAAAUAUCGAUAUUUUAAAAUUAAUUGAUUUUAAUAGUUUAAAAUGUCUAGAAUACGAAUUCCCUAUCAGAAUACUAAAAAAAAUACGUUUUAUACAUCAAUUUUGUAUUUUAAAUGUAGAUAUAUAAGCAAAAUUUUGAUGUUUUGGUGAAAAAUCAACAUUUUGUAAGCUAUAGUUGAUAAGCUAAUGUACGCUCUCAUCCCUAACAGAUGGUAUCGAUACAAAGGUCUACUUUUCUAGUUCCGAUUAUGUGCAUGGUUUCUCAUUCUAUAAAUAAAUAGUACUGCAAUGAACUUUCAAAAUACGUCACUACCUCUUUUUUUCCCCUAUAUCCUCAUAUACACACCCACAAAGCCAUAUUUACGCAUGCGCACCAUCAAAGCUUCUAUAGUUACUGUAAUUACACGCAUGCGCACUGAAAAAGCUUCCGUAACUACAAAGUAUGCACGCAUGCGCACAUGACGUGAACCGGUCCUUCUUCUGUAAACUUCCAUCACAUCAACAAUCGAUUCAUUAUUGAAACUCAGAAAUGCCAACAAAAGGUUAUAUGUUUGGAAAGAAAAAACGUUACUGUAAGCCCAGAGGACGACAUGCUUCAAAGACAAAUGCACAAUUACAAAGCUCUGUUUUGGAUACAGCUGGAUCUGAAGCAGCAACAACACAGCCUGCAAGUGCAGCUGAGCGAAAAAUAUCCCUAACUGCAGUUACUAACGCUGAUAACACCAAUAAGAGGCUGCCUGAAGAUUUCAUAUACGUCAUGAUGAAUUCAAUGCAAUUGACCACAAUGGUCUCCUUGUUGUGCUGUCCACAUUGCUUUGACAACAAAUUAACUAUGUGCAUCACACAAUCAAAAGGCAUGGCUCAUUUGAUUAAAAUCAAAUGCCUAAAUUGUGAAACAUAUUUGUGGUCCGACUGGACCUCAAAAAAAAGUAAUGAUGUUCAUCUGGAUAUUAAUGUCCGCGCUGUCGCUGCAUUAAAAGAAUCUGGAAUCUCGCAUUCUAAAUUUGAUAGGUUUUGUGGACUUAUGAGUAUGCCCUGCAUGCACAGAAAUACUUAUAACAAUCUAGCUAACAUAGUCAAUACCGCUAUAAUUGAAGCUGGUGAAGAAUGUAUGAUUAGGGCAUCUGCUGUUGUGCAUGGAAGAAACAUUUCACAACCUCUAACUACAGAUGAAAGAAUAAGUUCAACAGGCUGUCCUGUUAUUACAGUUUCUUUCGAUGGGACUUGGCAUAAAAGGGGCCACUCAUCUCAUUCAGGAAUUGGCACAGUUAUUGAUUUUGAUACUGGACUCGUCAUCGACACCGAAGUCCUAUCAAAUUAUUGCCAUGUUUGUGAUUCAAACUCUGCAGAACUAAACUUUGAUGCCUCUAAGCAUAUGUGUCAAAAAAACUUCAGUGGCUCAGCAAAUGCAAUGGAGGCCGCAGCAGCAUCCAAAAUCUUUUCGCGCUCUGUGGCAUCCAGAAAACUUGUUUAUGGCACGAUGCUGUGUGAUGGCGAUAGUAAAUCGCAUUCAUCUGCCAUUACCAACUCAGGAUAUGAUGUAGAAAUCUUAAAAGAGGACUGCAUUAACCACAUCUCAAAAAGAAUGUUUAAUGCUUUGAACAAUUUAAAAAUGUCUAACAAAAAAGAACUAAAUUAUAGGCUUACAAAGCCAAAAAUUGAAAAAAUUACAAAUUACUAUUCCAAAGCUCUGCGCCAAAAUGCUCCCGACAUUCAAAAAAUGAAGCUGGCUGUUAUGGGCUCAUUUUUUCAUAUGAUGAGCUCAGACCUAGAUCAUAACCACAGGUUGUGUCCUGAUGGCGCUACAUCUUGGUGUCACUUUAAGAGAUCAGAGGCACUAAAACAGCCAUAUAAAAAACACAACCAGACCAUCACAUCAGAAAUAGGUAAACUGUUAUUUCCUAUAAUGAAAAGACUAACAGACACAGAUCUGUUAAAAAGAUGUUCUAGAAUGGGAACACAAAACGCCAAUGAAUCUUUUCAUUCCCUCAUUUGGCAAAGAUGCCCCAAAACAGAAUUCGCAACAUUAAAAACGGUAAGGGCUGCGACAUACCUUGCUGUUUUAGCCUUCAAUAAUGGACCUGUUGGCAUCAGAUCAGUUUUUGACAUAUUAGGCAUUCCCUGGACACUAAAGAACAUUUCUUCUAGUGAGAAAAAGCAAAAUGUCAAACUACAGCUUGUUAGAAAAAGAAAAUCAAUCGCAUUAGUGUCCAGGAGAAAAAACUUGAAAAAACGAAGAAUUGAGCAUGAGCACCGGGCAGAGGUUCUAGAAGGUCCAACCUAUCAAUCAGGCCAUUUUAAUGAAUAGUUUUUUGUUUUUUUUAUUAUCUAUUAUGUUGUUUUAUGUAAAUAUUCCCUUUUUUUUCAUUUUUAUGGUUACAAUAAAUAUUUUAUAUCAUUUUAAAAACUUUAAA
Molecule: messenger RNA, 2461 nt
Organism: Biomphalaria glabrata
Lineage: Eukaryota; Metazoa; Mollusca; Gastropoda; Planorbidae
Exons: 2
Coding region: 577-2355 (592 amino acids)
Source: RefSeq, a predicted model, not a curated record